AGACGGAAAGAGGGGGAACCUGAGGGAGAGCCACCGCUACACGGACCGGGAAUACAAGUUUUUUACACUAAAGUCCUUUUUAUGUGUGUUUACCUCAUCGUUUUUCGGGAAUACUGACUUUGCCCGCGUGUGUGUGUGGGUUUUUUAUUUUAUUUUAUUUUUUAACACCGAGCUUGUUUUCCCCCCACGUUAAUCUGGGAAAAAGAAACGGGGCGGCGUGGUGGGAGAGUUUCCUCACUUUAUUUUUUACGCAUUUUCUCUUCCUUCUUCGCGGUGCAUGGGGGAUAGGAAAGGAGAAAGCACCCCUAAGUUCUUUGUUUUCUUUCCCCCGUUUGGUCGUUUUAUGGCUGUUCACUGGUGGUGGUGGUCAGCGAGGGUGAAGGAGUUCAGAGGAAGGUCGUAGUGGGGAAAAGCUGCACGUUUUUCCUGCACGUAGCUCCUCUUCCUGGGAUGUGUUUCCAUCUGAGAUACCAGCAAACAGGGGGGAUAUAAAGACCUGUGGACUUCCAAACUCCUGAUCUUGGCUUUGCAUUAUCGCUUUGGGUGAUAUCCAGCUGCAGGAGCACAAGAGGAGGAUUUUCAAACACUGUGCAAAGGAAGAAUACUUGUUUUUGAAGUCCCUCAUUGGAGAAGUGCAUUACAGGGGAAUUAACCCAAGGGCCAGUGGAUCUCCUCCAAACAAGCCCCCCCCCCUCCGCCCCCUGCCUGGUGGAUCUUAAUAACACUGUUAUUUCUCACCACAAUUAAACAGAUGAACGUGGACUGUCGCCUCCACUUAUGGAAAAUGAAGAUCUUUACUCACACAUGUGUUGCCAGAACCCAGGAUCACGUUAUUUAGUGGUCUGUGUUUGUUCCAGGGUUCACAAACAUCACCAACUUGCUGGCUGGGAAGAUACUAGAUGUAUUUCUCCCCCCGGCUCAAGGGGGGGCAACGUUGAGGACCUUAAUUUUUAAUCAUUUUGUUCAAUACUUUUGAUAUUCCAACACCGUUUUGUGUUUGGGGUGAAAUUAUCGUUUCUCCCUCAAGAUAGUUUUUGUUUUGAGAGGCUUCAGGAGGAGAGCACAACUUGUCAACAUGAGACGGUGGACGCUGAAGCUGCGAGCACAAAUUGUGUUUUUUAUCAUCGGCACCUGCAUUAUAUGCCAGUGUGGACUAAUCAAUGGAGAAAUCUGCCCGAGCAAAGACAUCCGUAACAACGUGACCAACCUGCAGUCUCUGGAGAACUGCACCAUCAUCGAGGGCCACCUGAAGAUCCUGCUCAUGUUCAAGACCAAGACCGAUGACUUCCGGGGCCUCAGCUACCCGAAGCUGCGGGUGGUGACGGACUACGUGCUGAUGUUCAGGGUCUACGGCCUGGAGACCCUCAGCGAGCUCUUCCCCAACCUGACGGUGGUCCGCGGCAGCAACCUCUUCUUCAACUACGCUCUGGUGAUCUACGAGAUGCUGCAGCUGAAGGAGGUGGGUCUGCACAGCCUCAUGAACAUCACGCGCGGCGCCGUGCGGAUCGAGAAGAACCCCGACCUGUGCUACCUGGCCACGCUGGACUGGGCCAAGAUCUCCGACUCGGUGGAGGACAACUACAUCGUGGCCAACAAGAACGACCGGGAGUGCGGAGACGUUUGUCCCGGCACCGCCCAGGGUCAGACGGUCUGCCAGCAGAACACCAUCAACGGACACUUCAGGGGCCGCUGCUGGUCCCAGAGCCACUGCCAGAGAAUGUGCCUGGACAACUGUAAGCACAGCGCGUGCAGCCUGCAGGGUCAGUGCUGCCACGACCAGUGCCUGGGCGGCUGCUCCGAGCCGGGGAACUCCAGCAGCUGCGUGUCCUGCAGGAACCUGCAGCACGGCAACACCUGCGUGGACAAAUGUCCCGCCGGGUUCUACAUGUUCAGGGGCUGGCGCUGCAUCAGCUUCUCCUUCUGCCAGGAGCUGCACAACCAGUGCACGCAGAGUAAGAAGUUGAACCAGGACCGAGAGCAGGGCUGCCACGAGUACGUCAUCCACGACGGAGCCUGUAUCCCCGAGUGUCCCUCUGGAUACACCACUAUCAACUCCACUACGUUGACCUGUUCCCCCUGCGCCGGCCUCUGUCCCAAACUGUGCGUGGGAAACAAGACCAUCGACUCGGUGACGUCCGCCCAGGCUCUGAGAGGAUGCACGGUUCUCCACGGCAACAUGAUCAUCAAGAUCCGAGGAGGAAAUAACAUCGCUGCAGAGCUGGAGGCGAGCCUGGGUCAGCUGGAGGAGAUCACAGGGUUCCUGACGGUCCGCAGAGCCUACGCCCUCGUCUCCCUCUCCUUCCUCCGGAAGCUACGAGUCAUCAGGGGGGAGCAUCUGGAGGGAGAUGUGUUUGCCUUCUACGCUCUGGAUAACCAGAACCUCCGAGAGCUCUGGGAUUGGUCCAAACACAACCUGACCAUCCACCGCGGCCGGACGUUCUUCCACUACAACUCCAAACUCUGCAUGUCCGAGAUCCGGAAGAUGGAGGAGGUGACGGGAACCAAGGAGCGAAACCAGAAGAGCGACAUCGCCGUGAGGAACAACGGGGACCAGGCCUCCUGUGAGACCAAGCUGCUGAAGUUCACCCAGAUAAAGACCCACUACAACAUGAUCAUGCUGAAGUGGGAGCCCUUCUGGCCGCUGGACUUCAGAGACCUGCUGGGAUUCAUGGUUCUCUACAAGGAGGCGCCGUACAGGAACGUGACGGAGUUCGACGGGCAGGAUGCGUGCGGCUCUAACAGCUGGGGGAUCGCAGACGUCGACCCUCCGUCCCGCCCCACCGAGGGGAAGAAGGCGGAGGGCCCGGGUCACCUGAUCCGCCCGCUGAAGCCCUGGACUCAGUACGCCAUCAUGGUGAAAACCCAGCUGUCGGCGUCCGACGAGCACGAGGUGCACGGAGCCAAGAGCGAGAUCAUCUACGUCCGCACCAACGCCUCCAAGCCCUCUGUGCCUCUGGACCCCAUCUCCUCCUCCAACUCCUCCUCCCAGAUCAUCCUGAAGUGGAAGCCCCCUACCAGCCCCAACGGAAACAUCACCCACUACCGGGUCAUCUGCCGCAAGCAGAACGAGGACAGAGACCUGUACAAGUUCGAUUACUGCCUCCAAGGGAUGAAGCUGCCGUCCCGGACUCCCACCCACCUGGACAGCGAGGACGAGCAGAAGUGGAACCACACCGACGAGCCUGCCUCGGGAGGCCGGUGCUGCUCCUGCCCCAAAACUGACAACCAGCUGAAGAAGGAGCAGGAGGAGAUCGAGUACCGCAAGACCUUCGAGAACUACCUGCACAACGAAGUGUUCGAGAGCAGACCUUCCCGCCGCAGACGCUCAGUGGGAGUCGCCAACGCCACGCUCCCUAAUUUCUUCCUCACCACAGCGCCAGGUCUGUCGUUCGGCUCCACCACAGCCACCCCUGAAGACGAAGAGGAGAGCGGGUCCAAGGUGGAGCUGAAGGUGUUCUCCAAGGAGUCGACGGUGAUCUCCAACCUGCACCACUUCACCAGCUAUAAGAUCGAGAUCAUCGCCUGCAACCACCCCACCGACGUGAAGCUCUGCAGCAUGGCCACCUUAGUCAGCGCCCGCACCAUGCCCGAGGUGAAAGCAGACGACAUCCCGGGCGAGGUGACCCACGAGAUCGUGAACGCCGAGCCGCCCUACGUUCUGGUUAAAUGGGACACACCCCGCUCCCCCAACGGCCUCAUCAUCCUGUACGAGGUUUUCUACAAGAAGGUUGAAGACACGGAGAUUCACACAGGUUGUGUGUCGCGGCUGGCCUACCUGAAGUCUGGCGACACAAAGCUCUCUCUGGUGCAGCCGGGGAACUACAGCGUGCAGGUCCGCGCCACAUCGCUGGCAGGAAACGGCUCCUUCACACAAAUCACCUACUUCUUCAUGCCCAACCCGGAUCAAGGUUUGAUCUGGAUUGUGAUGGGUCCCGUGAUCUGCUUCAUCCUGCUGCUGUUCGUGGGAGGGGGGGUCUUUGUGAUCUUCAAGAAGAGACAAACAGAAGGACCGACCGGACCUCUGAUCGCCUCCUCAAACCCCGAGUACAUCAGCACCAACGAUGUGUAUGUCCCCGAUGAGUGGGAGGUUCCCCGGGAUAAGAUCACGGUGAUGCGGGAGCUGGGGCAGGGCUCCUUCGGGAUGGUGUACGAGGGGCUCGCUAAGGACAUCAUCAAAGGAGACCCCGAAACAAAAGUCGCCGUCAAGACGGUCAACGAGUCGGCCACCCUGCGGGAGAGGAUCGAGUUCCUCAACGAGGCGUCCGUCAUGAAGGCCUUCAGCUGCCACCACGUGGUGCGUCUGUUAGGCGUGGUUUCCAAAGGCCAGCCCACCCUGGUGGUGAUGGAGCUGAUGACCCACGGAGAUCUGAAGAGUUACCUGAGGGGGCUCCGGCCCGACUCUGAGCACAACCCCACAGGCCGCUCCCCCCCCACCCUGAAAGAGAUGAUCCAGAUGGCUGCAGAGAUCGCAGACGGCAUGGCCUACCUCAACGCCAAGAAGUUCGUCCACAGAGACCUGGCCGCCAGGAACUGCAUGGUGGCCGAGGACUUCACCGUCAAGAUCGGAGACUUUGGCAUGACCCGAGACAUUUAUGAGACGGACUACUACCGUAAAGGCGGCAAGGGUCUACUUCCUGUCAGGUGGAUGGCUCCGGAGUCCCUGAAGGACGGAGUCUUCACCGCCCACUCUGACUGCUGGUCCUUUGGUGUGGUGCUGUGGGAGAUCAACACGCUAGCGGAGCAGCCGUACCAGGGUCUGUCCAACGAGCAGGUGCUGAAGUUCGUGAUGGACGGAGGAUACCUGGACCGACCCGACAACUGCCCCGAGAGGAUGCACAACUUGAUGCAGAUGUGCUGGCAGUACAACCCGAAGAUGCGUCCGCUGUUCCACGAGAUCAUCGAGAUGCUGCGGGAGGAGCUGCACCCGUCCUUCCACGAGCUCUCCUUCUUCUACAGCGAGGAGAACAAACUCCCGGAGACCGAGGAGUACGACCUGGACCUGGACAACAUGGAGAGCAUCCCACUGGACCCGUCCUCCUACUCCCAGAGAGAGGAGAGCUUAGGCAGGGACUCGGGGCCCUCGGUGGCCCUCAGGGGGAACUAUGAGGAGCACGUCCCCUACACACACAUGAACGGGGGCAAAAAAAACGGACGAAUCUUAUCGUUGCCCAGAUCCAGCCCUUCCUAACAUUUCCUGUUUCCAUAAAAAACUGUUUAACCUCCCUUUCUCUUUCACACUGAAAACACAACUGAGACUUUAAUGAAAUGCAUCGACAGCUUUCACCUGACUGUAGUAGGUCAGUUUGAAGCAAUACUAUUGAGUUUCAAUAUUUAGUAUCAUUGCUUUCAGCUAACCUAAAACAGCUGUUUGGAAAUAUUGACAUUUAAUGGAAGUCAACGGUUCAGUUUUCUCAUUGUUUCUGUAUCAUUUUCUACUUCUUGGAGAAGCCCUUCAACCUAAAAAAAAAAACAGAUCUCAGGACUUUUUAUUUUCUUCCUCACCGCUGCCGCACACAGGCAAAACGAAAGGAUGCUUUUCUUUUUUUACAAACUUCCUACAACAACACAUCAGACUUUCUACUUAUUGUUUUUCACUAUUGCCACGUUUCCAGGACUCCUCGAGAGGGAAACAGAUAGACUGUGAACACGACAAACCUUAGACAACCAAGAAGGCUGCUUACACUCGUCCCGCCUCCUCCUCUUCCUCCUCUUCCUCCUCCUCCGCCAAUCAGCAUUUCCACAUCUCUGUGCUUUUUUUUAAUCUCUUCAAGUGAAACUCAGAUUGUGGCCUUUUUGUAACGUGGCCUAUAAACAAAGAGAAGUGUCUGUCCACUCGUGUUCCUGUUUGAACAAUGACUUACUGGCGGUGGGAGGACUUUGCAAAGACUCGAUCCUAGAACAAACGUUAUUAUUAUUAUUAUUAUUAUUCCUAGAGGAAUGUUUUUCUUAUUUUUGGUUCUGCAGAAUUCCAAACGACACACAGAUUCAUCGGGUGUUUUGGUGAAUUAAUUUAUUGUUCCUCUUCUCUUCCUCAGUUUUUAUCUCUGUGUCCUCACUAUAUGGCUGAAGGAUAUUUAAACAGUUAAGAAUUGGACAAAAGAGUUCCUCAGACUGACCAAUAGCUGCUGCUUUGAUAUAUUUUAGUGGGUAUAGAAAUAUAUAAAUAUAUAUAGUAUAUAUACAUGGAAUAUUGGUGUUGACGUGCCAAUAUUCCAUGUAUGAUAUAUGACCUAUUGAUGUUUUCUUUUGUAAAUAGUUCAUAUUUGUAAUAUUUUUCAUCAAGAAGCUUUGCUAGUGUUUUGUUUUGCCAGGUUUUCUUUCUGGGUUUUUUUAUUUGUUCUUAUUUUUAUAGCCCCAGAAAUCACACUAAUCUACCAUCAGUGCGUCUUAGGCCCCCUCGAGUUCUUUUCUCCGUGUGGAAAGGAUAAAAAGCCUCGAAAUAUUGUCAACUCACUGCAUCAUUUUUUAUAAACCCCGCUCCCGCUGAGAGCUGUCAAUAUUGAGAGGCAACAACGAGAAAAAACGGACGUAAAUAACCAAAAAAAAGCUUUAUAAAGGGGAAUGAGGUCUUCUAGGUGGGAGUGCACCUGCUGAGGUCUUUAUGUGUCACAGGAUUAUUAUUUUGUUACACUUUGGUGCUGGUAGUUGAGUCCUUGAGGUUAGAGAGCGUGGAGACCCUUUGCCUGACAGUCGUGCUGCUUGGAUCAGAUCAGGGAGGGGAAUUAAACGGGACAUAUCAUGAGGAACUCACAGUUUUCAGUUCUGUCGAUCAUACAUUUGGGGAGUCUGUGUGCUUACCAUCCCACAAACGGUAACAUAAGAUAACAAAGGCAGUUUUUUUGUAGGAUGCAACCUGCUUUGCAUACAGUGAAGCGUACAAAACCUGCAGGUCCUCAAACAGCCACUAGAGGCUCACAAAGCAAGAAACAACACUUUUACAGCUUGGUACAAAAACGGUUUGGGCUUUGAAGUUAAUGUCCCUAUUCAUGACAACUGUACGGGGAGAUAGUUUCUACUCAACUCACCCAAUUUAACUAUAUUAAGGCAUAAAGUUGUGCAUUUUUAGGGCCGUGGACACACAGGUCUUUUCUAAAAGCAGGCAUUUGUCCCCUUCAGGGCUGCACGAUAUGCAAAAAACACUAACAUUUUUAAGAGGACCUAAAAAGGUCAUCAUUGUACUUUAUCCAGAUAUUUUCCUCUAUUUAGCCUUUCCUAAAUACUGCGACUUGGAUACAACACUAGUCCAUAUUGCAAUGUUGUGCAGCCCUACUCCCCUUAAAAUCCUCUCUUAGCAAUUUGCAAUUUUUCUGCGCUUCACUUUCAGGACACUCUUAUAAUUACAAUUGGAAAACUGUAGCAUCACCGUUCCGUGUCAGGACCUUUGUGUUAUUUGGAAUCUUUUAUUAAUACACACUCUAACUUCCCUCCUCAGUCUUCCUAAAGGCUGCUGACCUCCCUCUAGGAUCAGCCUAUUGUUGGGAAUUUCCACCUUUUCGUAGCCGAAAGUGGAAAGAUCCAACUAGAUUUCUGACGCAGGUGUGUGAGCGAUGGUCUGUCGUUCUUUCUGAAGGAUAAAGAGUGUGUGAGCGAGGGUCUAUCGUUCUUUCUGAAGGGUAAAGAGUGUGUGAGCGAGGGUCUAUCGUUCUUUCUGAAGGAUAAAGAGUGUGUGAGCGGGUGUUAAUCCUUUCAUUCUCCCGCUAUCACAUGCAGUCAGGACCUGGUGUGCAGCAGCUGCUUCACUCAGGUCUGACAUUCCAGGAGUUAGUUUGAACUGCACACACACAUAAAAACACUUCCUUCUUAAUAUUAGAGUUUCUGGAGUUUGUUCCUCCUGCCGGGAAUCAAAAACAUUCCUGUUUCACUCAAAAAAACACAGAAAAAGUUAGUUUUUGUGUCUCUUUACAUCAUUAAUACACUCUGUAAACUCCCCUCUCUCGCUCUCUAUCUCCUGGAAGUUUGGAGGUGAUGUGAGGAGGCUUUUUUUAUUCGUACUUUUUAUUUUCCGGACACACACGACCAGUAUGUUUGCCAAUCUAAGCCGAACACACUCAGCUCUUACAGUUCAGCCAAAGUCGGAAUCAGAGAAAGCAGAGAAGCUGCCUCCAUGUUUUUAACCAGUGCCUUCUCAAAACCCAGAGCCACGUCCAGGCUAGUUCUAUCGGCUAGUAACACACACACACACACACACACACACACACAUAAAGCCUCUGUGCUCUCUCUGCAUUUGUUCUCAUGAGGCAGGAGAGGCAUGGAAAUCAAAGCUGCAUCUUGUAGGGAUUUGUCGUUAGCUGGAAGACGUGUAGAAGUCUUUGGGGCUUUUUUAUUUGAACUUGUUCAGCUUGUUGCCGGGUAGAGUGUGAGCUCGUGCUUUAGCGGUGACACUGUGAAUCGGCCUGAGGUUAAGAUGUGAGCGAAUUAUCCUGAGGAGUUACAAUCGUGGGCUUUUGUACUUUGUAAAUAAUCUGUGACAAUAGUUUGGAAAAUAAAAGCGGAGAAAAAGAAAUCGGAAGCCCGUCAGUUUUGACAGAAAAAAACGGUGGAGCUUUUUAGCCGUGUCGCAACUCCACAACUGUGUACUGAUAUCUUAAGAGUACUCCCAAAAGUACGUGUUUGUAUACACUACAGCAAGGAGACACGGCUUCUCACCCACGACCUACGUUGCUUAUCUUGUGUCUUCACAACGCAUAUGCAAUUUUUAAUUAAGAUGAUGCCCAUAUCUUUGAAAUACCAGAUAUUUAUUUUAUUAUGAUCAUUGUCAUUGUAUAAGAAGAACACAGUUAGCUUUUUAGUGGAGCGUUUUUAAGGUGUUUUUUGAGAGUGGAAGCGAUGUAAAAAAGAAAAAAAAAAAGCCUAGUUUGUUAUUGUACAGGUUGGAGUAGCCGAUUCGGACAGCAGUGCUAGUUAGUUAAAUAGUUAGUGAUUGUCGUCUUUGUGUUUUUGGCCAGAGUCUACCUCAGUGCAUAUGGAGGAAUCAGUCUGAAGAGCCUAAAUCAUCCCCCGUCAGUCUCUCUGUGUCCAAUGAUAUCAUUUUAUCGUACAUUACCAACACUGCUGAUCAAUUCCUUUGGUGUUUUUAAACCCCUCUGCCUCGUGUUUCCUCUUCUUCUUGAGUCCUGGGGGAGGCUUCUCAUCCAUUCCCCAUUUUAAGUGGAGUUAAGGACACACUGUUUUAUUUCACCCCCUUAAAUGUGGAAAAUCAGGCGGUAAAUUGGCUUAAUUGGCAGUUAUCCUUCUCUACAUUUGACUAAUUGACCCACAAGAAGCUUUCCUUGGGUGCAGGAAGAAGACGUGUAGUUUAAUUGGUGUGUUUUCCAUACACACACACUCUGGACUCUGUUUAAAAGCUCUAAAUGCAUAUCUAAGAUCACCUUUAUCAGCCGUGGAGACUCUUUGUGUACUUUUCUAAACCUCACAUCCGUCUAUCGCCCCGCGUCUCCUCCGCUCGUGUUUUGUUUGUAUAUUUGUUCUACUGUGAAUAUCAAGAGAUGACCUUUAUUUUCUGUCAAUGCCAUCAUGGAUUGGGUCUGGUUUUUUUGGGGGCUGAUCAGGACGUCUGAGCUGGUUCCGAAAAGUAAAAAAAAAAAAAAAGAAAAGAGGAGGACCCUCCCCCUCCCCCCCGCCCCCCCUCCACAACUUCCCCCUUUCUUCCUCUUAUCCUGGACUGGGACAAUCCUGUGUGCCAUACAAACUUUUUAACAGAUCUAGAUUGUAAACUCUUCGUCUCAGGGAGGCGGCCUGAUGCUUUGCGGUUCAGAGGAUAAAAAAAGAAGGACGAGGAGGAGAGGACUUUUUUUAUUAUCCACUCUGACCGAAGCUCUCCUCGCAAACAUGGAGAAGUCAAGUUUUCAACAACAAAAACCCAAACAUCCAUCAUUUAUUCACAUAAAUCUGAAAUAUGUCCCCCCUCUUUUGAAGAUAAUCAGGAAUCCUCUUUCUCUAUCUGUGUGUGAUGUGGACUGUGUCGCCCUCGGGUGGUCGGGUUGCAGGUCAGGGGUGGCGCAGCAAACAGGGCCCUGACCCAUAGUGCCUUGCUCAGACUAACAGCCCCACUUGACCCCGCCUCCUCACAGAAGCUCCACCAAUCACUAAAGAGGAUUUCCCCACCUCCUGUGUUCUUUAGAAAUACUGUAAUUUGACAUUUUAUCAACCUUGUGUCUCUCUAUUCUGCUUUGUGCAUGGAAACGUGGAUUAUACCAGCGGGUAACUUGAUGCUUUCGCUUCUCAUCAACAUCAGUCAGCAGCGUCCCCAAAGCACAUGCUAAAAACACACAACAAAUGACACAACUUCCAUCCGAAAGAAAAUGAACCGAUUAAUAAACUCUUAACUGUAUAUAGCAGCAGAUCCCACCCUGCCCCGAAAAGCGAAAGCACUUGAUUUUUAGGGAAGUUUAGGUUUGUUUUGUUGAACUCUGAUGACCUUUCGGACGGAGCGUGCUAGACGCAGCGCAGGGUGAGAACAAAGCAUUGUAUGUAUUGUUGUUUUGUUUUUAAAGAAAAAAGUGUUACAUUUUAGAGAUGUUGAUUUCUAUUUUUUUUAGCCAAAGUAUGGAGGGCAAAUACAAUUACUUUUUUCUGACUGUAAACUUUACUACUCUUGUACAUUAUGAAUUAACAUUGUUAUCAAUGUGUAUAUAACUUUUUCUAAAUUAAGAGGAUAGACUUUCCUUUUUUUCAUGACACAACCCACUACACAGAGUCGAGUCUGUAUUUAAAGCGGAGCAGCACAACUCCAGUCUGAGGGCUUACCCUGUGUAACAAACAGUAUGUGGCCUAAAUGUCCCCCGCUAUGAAACCCCCAUGCAUGUUCUGAAUGUCGUCAUGCAUUUCACCCCCCCCCCCUUCAGUUCACUGCAGCAUGUCACCUGUAAAGCCUUUCUUGUGUCACCAAAACGUCACCAAUCACAGAUGUCGUUGUAUGAAAUUGUUUCUGACGAGAGACGUGUGUUUAGUUUGCAAAUGUGUUUUUUUUAUUUGAUGUAUGUAUGUAAGUGAAAACUGGAAAAGACCACUGCACAUCCUUUUUGAAGAAGAGGAAACACGAGUGAUGAAAUCCUGAAUAAGCUAAAAAAAAAUAUGAAAAAAAUACUUUACUGAUGGUUUAACAGCCAUACAUUUUAGACUGUAAAGCUGGAGGUGUUACAGGAGUAGUUUGACAUUUUGGUAAAACACUUAUUUGCUUACUUUACAAGAGUUACAUGAAGAAGUCGGUAGCAUGCUGUUAGCAUUAGCUUAGCAGAAAGAAAAGAAACGAAGGGAAACAGCUAGCCCAGUUAGCUUUAGCUUAACAAACUGAAUAGAAACAUAUGGAAACAGUUAGCCCAGUUAGCUUUAGCUUAACAAACUGAAUAGAAACAGAUGGAAACAGCUAGCCCAGUUAGCUUUAGCUUAACAAACUGAAUAGAAACAGAUGGAAACAGCUAGCCCAGUUAGCUCUAGCUUAGCACAAAGAAUACAAACAAAGGAAAACCGCUAGCCUGGCUUUGUCCAACAGUCACAAAAUCUGCCUACAAGCCUCUCUAAUUCUUACCACAUAAUCUUACCUUAAACAAAUGUAUUUAUUCUGUAAUGAGUCGAAAAAUCGACAAUUUGAAAUCCUUAACCAAAAUAAUUGCCAGACACUCAAACCCACUUAAAACAUAUGUUUGUAACAUAUUUAUUUGUCCAAAAUCAUGGAGCUUUAAACUGGUUUGUUGGCACAUUUUGUGGUGGAAAGUCAGAGCCGUGCUAGCUGUUUCCCCUUGUGCUAAACUUAGCUAGCUUUAGUAUUUAUAUCUAACACACAGGCGGACCGUCUUAUAUACAUUGUUCCCAGGGGUCCUCGAAAUAGUCCUUCAUUUUGAUGUUUUAAGAAGGUGUGGGAACCCUUGUUAACAUCUCUCAUUAAGAAAGGAUCAUGCACAGAGAUACAUUAUUAAUCAAACCAGAUAACAGAAUCUUAUUUCCCAAAAUAUCAAACUAUUUCUUUCAAAGGAGGCUCAAUAUAAAGACACCUUCAGCUCUGAAUGAUUUCGUACUGUGUGUCAGUAGUGUGAUGAUGAUGAUGAUGAUGAUGAUGAUGUUCAUAUUUGUGUUAUUGAUUGGGGAGAGAGACGCCAUGUUUAAAGAUGGCGUCGCAGGUGUUUGUUCGACGACACGUGAGGAAGAAGCGGCCUCUUCUUUAGAGUCCUCAGUGGUCUGCUCCAGUUUACACACCAACCCCUAAAUAUUUAUCUCUGUUUCUCCCUGUGCUGUAAAUCUAUGGAGUUGUGUCUGUGUUGAAGUCUUUAUCACGGCUUUCUUUGUCUCCUCCUCCUCCUCCUCCUCCUCCUCCUCCUCCUCCUCCUCCUCCUCUUCCUCAGUGCACAUAGGUGGUCCCCAGAAUGCUGUGUGUAGUCUUGCAGGAUACCUCUUUUAUUAAUGUCAUUUAUUGCCGAUGAAUAUGCUGAUGUAUUAUUUUUUGGGGGGAUAUGUUGUGUAAACAUGUUGUUGAGACAUCAGUGCAGACAGCAGGUGUAUAUGUGUGUAUGUACAGUCCAAAAAAAACAACAAGAAAAACCCACAGAGAUCGCUUCAUCCCUCACACUGGAUCCAAAUGUGCCAUUAUCUUUAUGUAUCACAUAUAUCGACAUAAUGAACACACACACACACACACACAGAAAUACAUAUUGUACAGGAUCAAAAAUGUGCCAUGACUAAAUGAACGCUUGACAAUUUAUUUUUUCUAUGUUUUCAAAGGAGAGCCAAGUAGUGACAUGUACAGAAAAUGUUGCAAUGAUAUGAAAAUAAAAAUCUUGCUGUGUGUAAAUUAUUCAACAAUUAACUGUUUAUAUUAAAAUUAUGAAUAAAAUUAUUGGAGAAUA
Molecule: messenger RNA, 12839 nt
Organism: Eleginops maclovinus (Patagonian blennie)
Lineage: Eukaryota; Metazoa; Chordata; Actinopteri; Perciformes; Eleginopidae
Gene: insrb
Product: insulin receptor b
Biological process (GO): glucose homeostasis; multicellular organism development; positive regulation of kinase activity
Cellular component (GO): axon; plasma membrane; insulin receptor complex
Molecular function (GO): phosphatidylinositol 3-kinase binding; insulin receptor substrate binding; insulin receptor activity
Source: RefSeq, a predicted model, not a curated record